AUGAGCCUCGCCUCGGCCUCGCCACGACCCGCCCGCGGCCGCGAGUUGCGCAUCGGCAGCCUCAACAUCCGGUACGACUACCACGCGCGGCACCCGGUCCUCUCGAGCGCCCUCUCGCUCGGCGCCAAGGUCGGGCUCGGGUCGUCCGGCGCAGGCGGCGCCGAUGAGCGGUACGGCGAGCGGCGGUGGGCCGAGCGGCGCGAGGCGCUCAUGGACCUCGUGCGGUGGGAGGACCUCGACGUGAUCGGGUUCCAGGAGGUGCUGUGGGGCCAGCUCGGCGACCUGAGGGAGCUGUUGGGCGAGGACGAGUGGGGCUUCGUCGGCGUCGGUCGCGACGACGGGCGCGAGAAGGGCGAGGCCGUCCCCAUCUUCUUCCGCCGGUCCCGCCUCACCCUCCUCUCGACGACGCACCGCUGGCUCUCGCCGACGCCCACUAAGCCCGGCUCGAAAGGCUGGGACGCCGGGCAGCCCCGCAUGGUGACGCUCGCCCGGUUUCGCGACCAGGGCGGCGACGGCACGGCCGAGGUCCUCGUCGCCAACACGCACUGGGACGACCGCGGCCUCGAGGCGAGGACGCAGAGCGCCAAGCUCAUCCUGCGGCUCGUCGCCGAGGAGCUCGCUGCAGCACGCGCCGAGGGCAGCGCCGAGCCGCUCGCCAUCGUCCUGGGCGACCUCAACUCGCCGGCCGAAGAGGACGGGUACCAGGUGUUGACGGGGCGGCGGUACCCGUACGAGGCGGGCCCAGGAGCAGGAGAGAAGGCCGACGAGGCGCAGACGAGCUGCUACGAUGCUCGGCACGAGCUCGCCGUGCGAGGGUCGGCGCUCGCAGGUCCGGGAGCGCUCAGCAGUCGAUACGGCCCGCUCAACACGUUCACCGGCUUCACGCCGUCAGACGAGCCCAAGGUCAUCGACUUUAUCCUUCCUUACGCCAACGCCGCCUUCCUCCCUUCCCGCUCCUCCUCCUCGCCAUCCUCAGCAGCCCCGCCCUCGAGCUCGACGCUGCCCGUCUCGCCGCGACAGCCGCAGUGGAAGGUCGGCAAGUACGGCGUCGUGCAGAACUCGUUCGAGGACCUCGCCGGGCGACGACCACCGGGCGACGAGGGACGCAGGGACGCGAUGGUGCGCAGCGACCAUCGGCUCGUCGUCGCAAGGUUUGAGGAGGUGGUCGCACGCGGCGGCGGGGCGGCGGCGCAGAUGGAGGAGCGAGCGGCGGUGCAGGAGGAGGUCUUCGAUUGCGGCGGGACGGCCCUCAUGGGCGACCUCUGCACCAUCUGCACGUCGGACGACCCGGUCGUCGUGCUCGAGGUGUCGCGCGCCGUCCUGUGCGUCGGCAGCCAGGUGCUCGCCGAGCGACUCGCCGACUCGAAGACGACCUACCUCAACGUGUGCGAGACGGCAGCGCACCUCAAGCCGUUCCUGCGUCUCCUCAACAUGUCGCACGACGACGGCGACCCGAUCGGCGAGCUCGAGUGCGAGGACUGGCCCGUCGUUGCUCGCCUCGCCAAGCAGUUCAAGUCGCGCAGCGUCUCGGUCGCCGCUCUCGCCAUCUGCUGGAAGUGGGCCAGCGCCGACGGCACCGACAGCCCCGAGCGCGUCGCCGCUUUCCAGACGGCGGUCGAGCUCGGCAGCCAGUACCUCGCCAAGCACUUCAUGCUUCGCCUCCUCGAGUACCAGUUCAAGGACGAGAUCGAGAGGGCGCUCGCCGGGCACGAGGACAAGUUCGCCGAGUGGACCGCCUCGCUCAAGAUCCACGCCUUCGAGUGCGCUCUCAAGCCGCCUGACCUGUCGCAGUGCGAGACGUGCACCGAGGAGCACGGCGAGACGCUCGCCGAGGCGCGCUGGUACCAGGCGAUGCGCACUGCCCUCGCCGACUGGAAGCCGAUGCGCGCCGGUCACCCGUUCCUGAGCUAUGCGCGCGGCGCGAGCGAGGCGUCGGGCCUGUGCAGCGUGUGCGAGGACGCGUUCGACGAGCGCGCGGCCGCGUUCGAGCAGGAGUUCCGUGACUCGGCGCCCGAGUUUCCCCUCUGA
This is a messenger RNA of Rhodotorula graminis WP1, 2028 nucleotides long. RefSeq lists its product as uncharacterized. The record is from RefSeq and is a predicted model, not a curated record. Bases 1 to 2028 code for a protein of 675 amino acids. The transcript has 7 exons. Lineage: Eukaryota; Fungi; Basidiomycota; Microbotryomycetes; Sporidiobolales; Sporidiobolaceae. Gene Ontology annotation, molecular function: 3'-5'-RNA exonuclease activity.